AUAUUCAAGGUCUAGGAAAUAAGCGAGACCUAUAGCGGUGUAUGUUAUGUAAUCAGUUUAUCGUUCCUUGCGAGAUAGGAGAUGCCUAGCUGGGUAUAAAGCUACAUAAAGCUACAUAAGGAGCUACCCCUCAGUAUCUUCCUAGGGCCAGGCCAACCUAACUAUACUACAUCCUUCUGUAUAAAGAGUAUCAUAAGCUUACUCCUCCUCUAUCGAACCCCUCUCACCUUCCAAAUAAGCUUACUAAGCACGACUUUCACGAGAGGCAACUAGAUAUAAUGAACGAAGCGGAGCAACAGCGAGCAGCUUACCUUCAAGAUGCGCAGAACAAAGCUGUACAACUCUUUGAAGAGAUAGAGCAGAUGCUGAUUCGACCCGGGGUUAGCGAAAAGACGUUGAGCGAUGAGAUCCAUAAGCUCGGCACAGAGCGUCAUGGUGUUAGAACUCAUUGGCAUAAGAGAGUGGUUCGAAGUGGUCCCAACACCUUACGACCAUUUGAAGAUAACCCCCCUGACCGUGUUAUCGGGGAGGAUGAUAUUGUGUACGUCGACUUGGGGCCGGUUUUUGAGGCUUGGGAAGCCGACUUCGCACGUACCUUUGUGCUCGGAGAUGAUCCUAAUAAGAAGCGAUUACGUGACUCGCUCGAGCCGGUGUGGAACACAGUCAAGACACGGUAUCAUAAGAACCCAGAUAUGACGGGCGAACAACUAUACGACAUUGCUUGCGAAGAAGCCCGCAAUGCCGGUUGGGAGUUUGGCGCUUGGCUCGCUGGACACCUUGUUGGGCAGUUUCCCCACGAACGGAUCCCCCGUGACAAGACGGUCUUAUACAUUACCAAGGGAAACGACCAAUCUAUGGGCAGUCCCGGCAAAGAUGGAAAUAAGCGACAUUGGAUUCUUGAAAUCCAUCUUCGCGAUAACUUCAAUAAUGUUGCUGCAUUCUACGAGCAAUUAUUGACGGUCGGAUAGACACCUGCUAGGUAGACAUCAGAUAUGAGAGCCAGUACCAUGUUGAAAGCGUGAAGGGUAUAAUCAUUAGGACGGGACUGUUCUAACCAAUCCAUACAACAGGUCGUGGAUUGAGUCUGUGAUAGAAGGUUAGUUCAAUCGAAAUAUAUAAUAAUUAGUGAAUGGGACAAUGAUUGAAUAAUCCAAAAUAUAAGUUCAGUCAUAGAUAAUUAGUUCAGACAUAUGACGGACAACUAAAUAGUAUGGGCCGUGCCAAU
Molecule: messenger RNA, 1225 nt
Organism: Hypoxylon trugodes
Lineage: Eukaryota; Fungi; Ascomycota; Sordariomycetes; Xylariales; Hypoxylaceae
Product: Creatinase/aminopeptidase
Exons: 1
Coding region: 279-968 (229 amino acids)
Source: RefSeq, a predicted model, not a curated record